AUGUGGAAACAGUUCAGCUUACAAGCAACAUAUGAGUGGAUUCCUAUAGUGAAGAGUCUCAUUCAGUCCUAUAAUGACACCAAACAUCGCACCAUCCGGAUGAAAGCUAAAGAUGUCACUGCUGCUCAUGAGAAGUACUUGUUACGUCAUGUCUAUGGAAAACUCAAGACUCCUCGCACAAAGGAAAUCAAGUUCAAGGUUGGAGAUAAGCUCAUCGAAUAUGAGGACCAACCAAUUGAGGGUGGAUUCUACCAGGAGGAGUUAACGAAGGUCACAUAUCCUGACGUUGACCUCGUGGAGAAAAUACUCCGAAGACGUGGAAACAAAGUCUUUGUCAAGUGGUUGAGUUUUGAUAAUUCACACAAUAGCUGGAUAGAUAAGGAUGCAUUGUAA
This is a messenger RNA of Diachasma alloeum, 393 nucleotides long. RefSeq lists its product as uncharacterized. The transcript has 2 exons. NCBI's taxonomy places the organism in Eukaryota, Metazoa, Arthropoda, Insecta, Hymenoptera, Braconidae. Bases 1 to 393 code for a protein of 130 amino acids. The record is from RefSeq and is a predicted model, not a curated record.